This is a messenger RNA of Falco peregrinus (peregrine falcon), 4753 nucleotides long. RefSeq names its product potassium voltage-gated channel subfamily C member 1 (gene KCNC1). Gene Ontology annotation, cellular component: dendrite membrane; voltage-gated potassium channel complex; neuronal cell body membrane. The coding region runs from base 358 to 2232 and encodes 624 amino acids. Gene Ontology annotation, molecular function: delayed rectifier potassium channel activity; protein binding. NCBI's taxonomy places the organism in Eukaryota, Metazoa, Chordata, Aves, Falconiformes, Falconidae. Gene Ontology annotation, biological process: protein homooligomerization; potassium ion transmembrane transport. The transcript is spliced from 4 exons. The record is from RefSeq and is a predicted model, not a curated record.
GCCACGUCCAACCAGGGAAGGGCCCUCCCCCUCCGGCACGUCCCCGCGCCCCGCACCGCAGCGCCCGCACUCCCGGGGCAUGGCCCCCCCUGCCCCUGCCCCUCCGCCGCGGCUGCAGCUACCGCGGCCCCCCAGCGCCUGACUUCGGCCGGCGGCGGCGCAGCGCCGGGAGCCACCGGCACCCGCCUCCCUCGGCACGGCCCCCGGGGAGCGGUGCUGGCCGGGUCCCUUCCCCCCGCGGGCCCGCAUCGGGGCUCGGGUUAGGCACCGGCUGCCGCCGAGCAGCCGUCCCUUGCCGGGCUUGCCGCCUGCCGUGCUUGCUUGGAUGAGUCUGCGACAUGCCUAAUAAGAGACGAGAUGGGCCAGGGCGACGAGAGCGACCGCAUUGUGAUCAACGUGGGAGGGACUAGGCACCAGACUUACCGCAGCACCCUGCGCACCCUGCCCGGCACUCGGCUGGCCUGGAUCGCCGAACCCGAUGCCCACAGCCACUUCGACUAUGACCCCCGCACGGAUGAGUUUUUCUUUGACCGGCACCCGGGCGUCUUCGCCCACAUCCUGAAUUACUACCGCACGGGCAAGCUGCACUGCCCCGCGGACGUGUGCGGGCCCCUGUAUGAGGAGGAGCUGGCCUUCUGGGGCAUCGAUGAGACCGAUGUGGAGCCCUGCUGUUGGAUGACCUACCGGCAGCACCGCGACGCCGAAGAGGCUCUGGACAGCUUUGGUGGGGCGCCCCUGGAUAGCAGUGCUGAGGACGGAGACAUAGAUGGCACCGGAGACUCUGGUGAUGGUGAAGAGGAGCUGGAGAUGACAAAACGACUAGCACUUAGUGACUCCCCAGAUGGCAGGUCUGGGGGCUUCUGGAGACGGUGGCAGCCCCGCAUCUGGGCGCUCUUUGAGGAUCCCUACUCCUCCAGAUAUGCAAGGUAUGUGGCAUUUGCCUCCCUCUUCUUCAUUCUGGUCUCCAUCACCACAUUCUGCCUCGAGACCCAUGAGAGAUUUAACCCCAUUGUGAACAAGACAGAAACUGAAUUCAUCGGGAAUGACACCCAGGUGCGGCACUACAGGGAAGCAGAGACUGAAGCCUUUCUCACCUACAUCGAAGGUGUCUGUGUGGUCUGGUUUACAUUUGAGUUCUUGAUGAGAGUCACUUUCUGCCCAAACAAGGUGGAAUUUAUCAAAAACUCUUUGAACAUCAUUGACUUUGUGGCCAUACUGCCUUUCUAUCUAGAGGUUGGACUCAGUGGCCUGUCUUCCAAAGCUGCUAAGGAUGUCCUGGGCUUCCUCCGCGUAGUCCGUUUCGUGCGAAUCCUGCGAAUUUUCAAGCUGACCCGCCACUUCGUUGGGUUGCGGGUCUUGGGACACACCCUCCGUGCCAGCACAAACGAAUUCUUGCUGCUCAUCAUAUUUUUGGCAUUGGGCGUCUUAAUCUUUGCCACGAUGAUCUAUUAUGCCGAGAGAAUAGGUGCUAAACCAAAUGACCCUAGUGCCAGUGAACACACACACUUUAAAAAUAUCCCCAUCGGCUUUUGGUGGGCUGUUGUCACCAUGACGACCCUGGGCUACGGAGACAUGUAUCCUCAGACUUGGUCAGGCAUGCUGGUGGGGGCCCUCUGUGCUCUCGCCGGUGUGCUGACCAUUGCCAUGCCUGUCCCUGUCAUUGUGAACAAUUUCGGAAUGUAUUACUCCUUAGCUAUGGCUAAGCAGAAGCUACCAAAGAAAAAAAAGAAGCAUAUCCCGAGGCCACCCCAGCUGGGAUCCCCCAAUUAUUGUAAAUCUGUCGUAAACUCUCCACACCACAGUACUCAGAGCGACACUUGCCCACUGGCCCAAGAAGAAAUUUUAGAAAUUAACAGAGCAGAUUCGAAACUGAAUGGUGAGGUGGCCAAGGCGGCGCUGGCAAACGAAGACUGUCCCCACAUAGACCAGGCUAUUACGCCUGAUGAGGGCCUGCCCUUUACCCGCUCUGGCACUCGGGAGAGAUAUGGACCCUGCUUCCUCUUAUCAACCGGGGAAUAUCCCUGCCCGCCUGAUGGAGGAAUAAGAAAGGGAAAGCAUCUCCAACUCAACACAGAACAAAACCUGGGCUCACGACUUUGUGCAAGACUGAACGUAUCUGGUCCACUGACAAUACAUGAGGAUUAUAUCAUUCAUGAAGCAGCUGCAGUGCAGAGAGGAUUAAGCAUUAAAGAUGCUUUUUUUUACACCUGUAGAAGACAAGAAAAUCUUUAAAUUUUGCUCUCAAGUACAGGACAAAAACACCUGACAGGAAUUAGUUAAUGGAGAGAUUUGUCUUCAGGCUCUUAACAUGGCACCAAUGUCUGCUCCAUCAGAAUAUCAGGCAUGGCAGAAAGUGACAUUCAUUCAGAACUUACAGCCCUGCCUCUCAAGAUGACAGGCAUUAAAUGUGUCACAGUGCUUUAACUUUGUAUGACCAAAACUAGACAAUCAAGAUCUCAUCACAGAGCCAGAGACUGCAGUCUCAUGAUUCUCUGUAUGGUAUGAAACAGAACAUAAAAAAAUAACCUUAUACUAAGUGCUUAGUAAGAGGUCGUCCAUGCAAAAUAAAUUGAAGCUGUAUGUCAAAGCACACAUAGAAGGGUGGGAGUCAUUCAAGUGUCCCAUGGGACCAUAUGGUGCCGUGGCCAUUUGCACCCAUGGUAUUCUGGCUAUAAAGCAUUACCAUUUCAAACAUACAUACACUUUAAACUGAUCUCAAUGAUUACAGAAAGAAAAAGAGGGGACAGCUGCGAUUCAUUCUGACCUAGAACAUCAUAUUCAAGACCCAGAAUUGAAGGCCACCUUCAGCACAGGCCUAGGAAAAGUUCAGUGAUGAAUGCAGAAGCAGGAAUCUGACAAACCCCUCAAACUGCAUUACAGUACUACAUGUAGCUUCCAAAGCACUAAGCAAAUCAUAGAGCAAGAGAAGGUACAGAUGGCAAGAUGAGCAGCAGCAUGCAGAUGAAAUGGUGCUUCCUCCUACUUCGUUGGCUCAAGUCAGAAACAAGAGACCCCACUGGGCUCUCGGGAACUCUCUCCUCAAAGAGCAGCUAGGUUGGAAAAGAAUAUUUUGGAAACGCUUCGGUGCUUAACACAUUUUAUAAAGUAACUCUUUGUAUCAUACAUUGGUCUAUUUACAAGUACGUAGUUUUAUGGUGAUCAUGCAGACCAGGCUCUAUAUGGCUGUCAGUCCUUGGCAGCUUCUUAAAAAUACUUACGAUUCAACAAAAGGUAAGAAGAUAUUCCAUAUGGUCACAUUUACCUACAAUGUCUUCUUACCUGACUGCUAUUCUCUUCCUCUGAAGGGCUGUUUGCACUGAACAAAAGUGAGCAUUCUGGGGUUUAUCUCUGAAGGUGUCCUUUUCUGCAGAACACAAUUCUCUAACUCAGAACCAAGUAGUGAAACGUGUAACCCUUCCAUAUGGACAUCUUCUGUAAAAUAGCUUUGUGUUUUAAAUGGGCUUUAGUUUGGCCUUUUCCCCUUCCAUUUUCCCUUACCAAUUGCAAAGCUGCUUUUGGUCAAGUUUCAAGACAAAUCAUAUGAAUGUGCAUUACUGUUGAGUGAAGCCUAAAAAAACCCAUUUGUUGAUAUUAAAGUGAGGGCUUUUUUCCCAUGCUUAACAAGCAAUCUGAAGUCCGGAAGUCAUAAGCUGAAGUGUUAGAAAUGCAAGGAGAAAAAUCAAAGAAACAAAGUCAGAGUUUCUUGGUUUCCUUCUUUCCGACUGAACUAGUAUAUUUUCUCACAGCUACACAAACAUUGCCUCAGAACAAAAGUAAUUCCAACUCAGCAAUGACGUUAUUAGGAUGCCUUACUUUGCAAAGUUUCAAGUUGUAAUCUUAGCAUAACACAAUGGCUCAGAUGAUGGCUCCCCUGCAAGCGUCGCAGUGCAGUUUUAACAGUCACAGCACUGCAGUACAUGUGUACCCAUGAGAGCUUUAAAAUACCUAGCUUGAUAAAAGCUAUAGCAUAGCUGUAGUCGGAAAGAGUUCAGGAUGAACUAACCCUCCCUUCUGGGCAGGAUUUGUGGAUUAUGUUUCCUCUGUGCUGCAACCGUUGUACUUGAGUUAACCUACUUGUAUCUGGUUCAAGUGUGCCUAUACCACACUGUACUGUAGUGCAAGCGCACAUCUAAUAAAACUCCCAUGGGUCAUGUGCCUUGUCUGUCUGUCUCAGUUUUUGUGCCUUGAUGUGGUUUAACCCCAGCCAGCAGCUAAGCACCACACAGCCACUUGCUCACCCUCACCAUGUCAGGAUGGGGGGAGAGGAUCAGAAGAGUAGAAGUGAGACAACUCACGGUUUGAAUUAAAGACAGUUUAACUGUUAAAGCAAAAACCACACAUGCAAGCAAAGCAAAACAAGGACUUCAUUCACCAGUUCCCAUGGGCGGGCAAGUGUUCAGCCAUCUCCAGGAAAGCAGGGCUCCACCACACCCAACUGUGACUUGGGAUGACAAACACCAUCACUCCAAAUGUCCCCCCCUUCCUCCUCCUGAAAAGUCCUUGACAUAGUAUAAACGUAACUUAGCAACAACUAAAAAAAAUCAGUGUGUUAUCAACUUUAUUCUCACACCAAAUCACCAAAACACAUAGUUCUCACAUCAAAAACACAGCACUGCACCAGCUACUAAGAAGAAAUUAACUCUACCCCAACCAAAACCAGGAUAUGCCUAUUGUGAUAGGAAUCCUUAUACUCGCCACUGUGUUGGCGUCAAAAUGGGGUAACUCGAGAUCUACUCAGAUACACCAAUGAUUG